Caenorhabditis auriculariae is the source of this 3352-nucleotide messenger RNA. NCBI's taxonomy places the organism in Eukaryota, Metazoa, Nematoda, Chromadorea, Rhabditida, Rhabditidae. The record is from the annotation of a GenBank genome assembly.
AUGAAACUCCUGUUUUUGUGUAUACCCCUACUACUGUGCGCCGCGAGCGUCUUUUGCGAAAAAGAAAAGGAAGACAAAGAGAAGGUUGAUUAGGUUAUUAUUUUCUUCUGAGCCGUUUUUUUUUCAGGAAACAAAGUAUGGAACUAUUAUUGGAAUCGAUUUGGGAACGACAUACUCUUGCGUAGGAGUGUUCAAAAACGGACGCGUUGAGAUUAUCGCCAACGAUCAAGGUGAAGAGCUAAAAAGGUUUAAUUUAAACUUAAAAUGUUUUAGGAAACAGAAUCACUCCUUCUUAUGUGGCUUUCACCGGAGACCAAGGCGAGCGCUUGAUUGGAGAUGCGGCUAAAAAUCAGCUGACGAUCAACCCGGAAAAUACGAUUUUCGACGUGAAACGACUUGUUGGCCGUAGCUACAAGGAAAAAGUUGUCCAGGACGAUAUCAAGCUCUGGCCUUUCAAGGUUCGUUCCGGCUGGAAAAAGGAGAAAGAGUGAAAGUUUUUCAGGUACUGGACAAAAACAACAAGCCGCACGUGCAGGUCAAAGUCGGAGACGCGAAAAAGGACUUCUCGCCGGAAGAAGUGUCGGCGAUGGUUCUGGGCAAGAUGAAGACGAUCGCCGAGUCCUUCCUCGGAACCAACGUCACCCACGCCGUCAUCACCGUCCCCGCCUACUUCAACGACGCCCAGCGACAGGCGACCAAGGACGCCGGCACGAUCGCCGGCCUCAACGUCGUCAGGAUCAUCAACGAGCCCACCGCUGCCGCCAUCGCCUAUGGUCUCGACAAGAAAGAAGGUCCGUGAUAUCAUCACAAAAAUGAGCGGUUUUUUUUUAAACAAGUCAUGCAGCUGUAAAGUAUUCCUUCAAGAGCGGACUUAAUUUUUGAAAAAUGUGAGCCCAGAAUAAUUUUUUCGCUGAAAAAAAUGAAAGAAAACUUGAAGUAUCUCUUUGCCGAACGAAAAACUCUAUAACAACAAAAUUCAGAAAAAACUGUUCCCGUUUUUGAAGCUUAAAAAAAUAUUCCAGGAGAGCGCAACAUCUUGGUUUUCGACCUUGGCGGCGGAACCUUUGACGUCUCGCUGCUGACCAUCGACAACGGCGUGUUCGAAGUGCUGGCCACGAACGGAGACACUCACUUGGGAGGCGAAGAUUUCGACCAACGCGUCAUGGAGCACUUCAUCAAGCUGUACAAGAAGAAGUCGGGCAAGGACAUCAGGUCGGACAACCGCGCCGUCCAGAAGUUGCGUCGCGAGGUCGAGAAGGCCAAACGUGCUCUGUCGACCCAGCACUCGACGAAGAUCGAAGUCGAGGCUCUCUUCGACGGCGAAGACUUCUCCGAAACCCUGACUCGCGCCAAGUUCGAGGAACUCAACAUGGACCUCUUCCGAGCGACUCUCAAGCCAGUCAAGAAGGUCAUCGAGGACGCCGACCUCAAGAAGGAAGACGUUCACGAGAUUGUCCUCGUCGGAGGCUCAACCCGCAUCCCGAAAAUCCAGCAGCUCAUCAAGGACUUCUUCGACGGCAAGGAGCCUUCCCGAGGCAUCAAUCCCGACGAAGCUGUGGCCUACGGAGCCGCCGUCCAGGCUGGCGUCAUCAGCGGAGACACGGAGACGGGAGACAUCGUCCUUCUCGACGUGAACCCCCUCACGAUGGGUAUCGAGACUGUGGGUGGCGUCAUGACCAAGCUCAUCCCUCGCAACACGGUCAUUCCCACCAAGAAGUCGCAGGUCUUCUCCACCGCCGCCGACAGUCAGCCCACUGUCUCGAUUAAGGUUUUAGCGAUCCUUUUUUUGAAAUAUCUGAAUAGUGUGAGGAAAAAUACAUUCUCUAGCUUUUUAAUUCAAAAAAAUUAGUCAUCUUUCAAAAAAACUUUCUAUUUCUAGUUCCUUCCUUCGAAAGACAGAUCACUUUUUUUGAAAAAAAUUUUUUUUGUAGAUAAUUUUUUUAUUUUGAGACACCAUUAUUUUUGGUAAAAAUCAUACUCAACAACCGAAAAAAAGAACGUUAUUCAAAUAAAGCAAAUGUUACUUUUUUGCUAAUUCAAAUCAAUGUUUUUAUAAUUUCAAUCUCAAAAAAUGAAAUUUGCAGGUCUACGAAGGCGAGCGUCAGUUCACCAAGGACAACCAUCUUCUCGGCAAUUUCGACCUCAACGGAAUCCCGCCCGCGCCACGAGGCGUUCCUCAAAUCGAAGUCGGUUCCAAAUUGGUCUGCCCAUAUCAUUACUUCCGAAUUGCAGGUUACCUUCGAGAUCGACGUGAACGGAAUUUUGCACGUGACGGCGGAGGACAAGGGAACGGGCAACAAAAACGCCAUCACCAUCACCAACGAUCACAACCGCCUCAGUCCCGAAGACAUUGAGAGGAUGAUCAACGACGCCGACAAGUUCGCCGAGGAGGACAAGAAGAUGAAGGAGAAGGUGAAAAUGCAUGCUCGUGGGGACUUGAAAGAUGGAAAAACCACGAAAAAACGAGAUUAAAAAUGAUCGUGUUUUUCUGUUUUAAAGUUCUGUCCGGAAAUUUCAGAAGUUCAUUGGAAAAACUCUUUUCUGUCUAUUUUGGGCGUCUUUUUUUUAUGAAAAAGCCUGGAAUCCAAGCCUCUAUUUGAGCCUUCGAAGUUCUUCUAAAAGAUCUUUCGAUUUCUGCACACUUGGAUUGAAGUUUUCUCACCCUGUUAUUUGAACUUUGAUGUGAAAAAAGAAUGUUUCAAGAAAAAAAUAAAGAUUGGUGAUGAAGUUACAGUGUAGCGAUUUAAGUAUAAUUGAAAAGUGUGAUCGCCUUUAUCAGAAGCACAUUUUUCAAUUUGAAAAGUUUCAGAUUGACUCGAAGAGCGAGCUCGAGAGUUAUGCCUAUUCGCUGAAGAACCAGGUGAACGACAAGGAGAAGCUCGGAGGAAAGCUCAGCGACGAGGACAAGCAGACGGUGACCGAGGCGGUCGAGGAGGCCAUCUCCUGGCUCGGAAGCAACGACGACGCCUCUGUCGAGGAGUUCCAGGAACAGAAGAAGGUAUGACUUCUUGGAAGGAAGUUGCAAAAAGGGAAGCAUUGGAUGAAGUUUGCAGAGAGACACUUCAAGACCUCCCUUACAGAUUCUUUAAAAAUUAGUUCACAGCUCAUCUUGAUUUUAAAAGUUUUGUUCCUUCAGUAUGGAAGAUUGCCUCUCACUCAGCAGUACCUUCACAAAAUCUGGCCAAAUUCUCAAUCCUCUACCUUUUGCACUUUUCUUGUCAGAAUUGGGCAGAAAAUAUAUGAUCUCCAUUUUCAGAAGCUGGAGUCGGCUGUUCAGCCCAUCAUCAGCAAACUCUACGAAGGCGCCACUCCCAAGCAGGACCAGGAGGCCGAAGAAAAAGACGAGCUUUAA